This is a messenger RNA of Scomber japonicus (chub mackerel), 1131 nucleotides long. RefSeq names its product opticin (gene optc). NCBI's taxonomy places the organism in Eukaryota, Metazoa, Chordata, Actinopteri, Scombriformes, Scombridae. The transcript has 7 exons. The record is from RefSeq and is a predicted model, not a curated record. Bases 145 to 1131 code for a protein of 328 amino acids. Gene Ontology annotation, molecular function: protein binding.
CCACGGGCACUCUGGGUCCAGUCUGAGAGCCCCCAGGGGAUGAAUCAGCAGAAAGUAACCACAGGAACAAAAGAACUGAAGGUUGUGGAUUCUUUCGGAUUCUAAAGCGGAAACAAAGCAUUGGUUUCCAUAUUUGAGCUGAGGAUGUCUCUACACUCUCUGAUGGUGGCUCUAGCCAUGGCCCUGAUCUUCUUGGACCCAUGCCCUGGCAAUGCAGCCCCUCCACGUGAACCAGAUGAUGAGGGUUUUGACAUGGAGAACUAUGAUCUGAACAGUGAGACAGACUGGGAGAACCUGGACAUCAACAUUUAUGGAGACAGUUAUGAUUAUGAAGAAUUGGACCAAGAGAUUGAAGUGGGUACGGUAGCUCCAGACACUCCUGCACCAGCCAACCAACACACAGCUGAACACCAUGAGGAGGAGGUGAUCCUGGCCACCCUGCCUCCAUCUCCUGUCACCCUGGACUUCAAGGGACCAGGUCUCUUUGGUCCUGAAACUGGACUGGGAAUGCCUACCUGCCUGUUGUGUGUAUGUAUUGGAGGGAGUGUGUAUUGUGACGACACCGGACUGGAACAGAUCCCACCACUGCCGAAAGACACCACCCAUUUUUAUGGACGCUUCAACAAGAUUCGACAUGUCAAGAACACAGACUUCAUCAACCUCAAUAAGCUCCAGUCUAUUGAUCUAACUGGGAACCAGAUCUCAGAGAUGGAUGAGGAUGCGUUUCGCUCUCUGCUGCAGCUCCAUCAGUUAUUGUUGGCUGAUAACAAUCUGCAGGUCAUGCCUGAGCUGCCAGUCACCAUGAGGCACAUUGAUCUACGCAACAACAGGCUGAUCAGCCGGGGACUGCACACAGAAGUGUUCAAGGAUAUGAGCCAGUUAGAAUUCCUCUAUCUGUCCAAUAAUAACCUGGAUUACAUUCCUACACCAUUGCCACUGAGCCUGAGACUGUUACAUCUGCAGAACAACAGCAUUCAGUCUUUGCAUGAGGACACCUUCUGCAACCUCCAUGAUCGCAACUUCAUUCGACGCAACUUGGAAGACAUUCGUCUGGAUGGCAACCCCCUGAACAUUAACCUGUUUGCUCAGGCCUACAUCUGCCUGCCACGCCUGCCUGUAGGGAGUCACUGA